AUGGCCUAUAACAACAUCAGUGGUGUCAUACCACCAGAGUUUGGAAAUUUAACUCAACUACAAAGGCUUGAUCUUUCUUCUAAUCAUUUGGUAGGUGAAAUCCCGAAGGAGUUUGGGAAGAUAAAAAGUAUGUUGAAUUUGUCGUUGGGUAAUAACCAACUUUCAGGUAUUAUACCUCCAGAGCUCGGAUCUUGUAAACUCCUUGAAGUAGUCGAUCUAUCCACAAAUAGAUUGAAUGGGUCAAUACCAAGAAGUAUUAGUCAAUGGGAACAUAUCCACUACUUGAAUCUUAGUACUAAUAAGCUAAGUGAUAAAAUUCCGAAUGAGAUUGGAAAACUAAUUCAUCUUACGAAAAUCGAUUUAUCUCAGAAUUUGCUCACGAAAGAGAUACCAUUUGAAGUUCAAAGUUUGAAAAUUUUGCAAAAACUAGAUCUUUCUCACAAUAAACUAACUGGUUCAAUUUCUAAUGCUUUUACAAGUUUGCCUCAUGGGAUUGAUAUCAACCUCUCUUACAAUGGGCUAACUGGUGUAGUUCCCCCAAGCCCCAACUUUGUAAAUGCAUCCAUACAAGGCAAUCUAGGUUUGUGUGGAAAUGUUAUAGGAGUGAAACUUUGUUCAUUCCAAAUUAUGAACAAGAAAAAAGGUCCCUUUCACCAUAGGAUCAUCCUUGUAGUUAUGCUCCCCCUUAGUGGGGUGGUUUUACUUGGUUUAUUCACAUGUGGCCUAAUUGCUUAUAACCAACAAAAGAAAAAGUCUCCACACAAACCAUUGGAAGAGAAAAGUUGUGAUUAUUUCUCCAUUACAAGUUUUGAUGGAAAAGUAGUGUAUGACGAUAUCUUGAAGGUAACAAAUGAUUUCAACGAAGCAUACUGUAUUGGGACCGGAGGAUAUGGUAUUGUUUACAAAGCCGAGCUACAGCCUAACAAUGUGGUAGCUAUCAAGAAACUUUAUUCAUCAUCUGAGAAUAAUGAUCAUACUGGUUUCCUUAAUGAGGUACGAGCAUUAACCAACAUAAGACAUCGAAACAUAGUGAAACUCUAUGGAUAUUGCUCCCAUGUUCGCCACUCAUUUUUGAUUUAUCAAUACCUUGAAAAGGGAAGCCUUGGAUCAAUCUUAAGAAGCCAUGUCUUAGCAAAAGAUCUGGAUUGGUUGAAUAGAGUCAAUAUUGUAAAGGGUGUAGCUAAUGGUUUGGCUUAUAUGCAUCAUGACUGCUUGCCUCCUAUGAUUCACAGAGACAUUUCCAUAGAAAACAUCCUUCUCGAUUCUGAUUAUGAGAUACAUAUUUUUGAUUUUGGCACAUCCAAGCUUUUAAAGCUAGACUCAUCCAACUGGACUGCAAUUGCAGCCACGUACGGUUAUAUUGCACCAGAGCUUGCUUAUACAAUGGUGGCAAACGAGAAAUGUGAUGUGUAUAGCUUUGGCAUUGUUGCACUAGAAGUGAUCAUGGGAAAGCAACCCGGUGAACUACCAACAUUGUCUGUUGAUUAUUUGGUGUUAGCAAAUGUGGGAGAUAGUCGGAUUCCAUUUCCCUCACCACAAGUGGAGAAACAAGUUAAGUUAGUAUUGAGUCUUGCAAGAGCAUGUUUGAACUCCAAUCCACAUGGAAGGCCAACAAUGUACCAAAUUUCAAAUUUGUUGACGAAGGCAUGA
Messenger RNA from Lactuca sativa (garden lettuce), 1650 nucleotides. RefSeq lists its product as uncharacterized. The record is from RefSeq and is a predicted model, not a curated record. Gene Ontology annotation, molecular function: ATP binding; protein kinase activity; protein binding. Lineage: Eukaryota; Viridiplantae; Streptophyta; Magnoliopsida; Asterales; Asteraceae. Gene Ontology annotation, biological process: protein phosphorylation.